GACUUCCGGCAGAAGUUUCUGGUGACAUUACUCCUGCUUCGCCUACGCUCGGGCCAAGGGGUGGUGUGGGGUGCCUGCUGCCGGGCGCGACCGUCUGUGGCUGCUGCCACGAGGGCAGGAAAACACUUCCGUUCGCCCUUGUGUGCGAUAGCGCCGAGUUUAACCUCGCUUCUUGUCCCACUUGUUUCGUAAUGACUUCUAGAACGUUCUGGGCAAGGAACCGGUUCAUGUUUUUGCCCAGAGUUCCCCGUCUCCUCCACGCUGCCGAGUAACCAUGGAGGGAAGGGAGUGUGGGGCGGCAACCAGUGGCUCUGCCCCUCGAAAGGCUGAAGUCAGAGAGAGUAGCAGCAACAGCAGGGAAACUUGUGACUUGAAGCAGGAAAAUGUUCUUGGAGGUAAUGAGGUGAAAAGUACAGCAGUGGUGAAAUACUCUGCUGCGCCACCUCCUGCAGCGUAUGCACGACUUCAAGAGAAAACGGACCUUAAAUUGCCUCCUGCAAAUUGGCUGCGUGGGAUUAGCCAGCUUGGACAAAUGGAUGCAACUUCUCUUGGAACAAGCAAAAAGAGCAAGCCAUUUUCCAGCUUUGGAAUGGCAUACGACUUCAUUGACUGCAUUGGGAAUGAUGUUGAUGUUGUUUCUGAUUCUGAGAACAUAAAAAAGUUACUGAAGAUACCAUACAGCAAAUCACAUGUCAGCAUGGGUGUUCAUCGCGUUGGAAGGACCCUCCUGCUUGAUGAAUUAGAUAUUCAGGAAUUGUUUAUGACCUCAUCCCAGACAGGAGACUGGAAUUGGCUAAAAGAAUUAUACCAAAGACUUGUGGAUCCAAAAUGGCAAAGAAAAAAGAAAAGCAGGGAGCAGUUCUAUCAGAAAGCAAUUCUUUCCAAAUUUCUAUACUAUAGUGUCAAUGGAGAUUGUGGAGCAGAACCAGUUCCAACUCCUAUAGCACAACCUGCUGACACUCAGCCCCAGGUAAACCCAAUAGCUGUAGAGGAUUCCUCCUGGCCUGCACCCCUGAGAACAUCUGCUUCUGUCCCUGAAGAUGGAAAUCCUCAGGAACAGGGGAAUGUUCCUCUGGAAGCCACAUAUGUAUUAGAGCAGGUGGCCUCUACCCCGAAAGAACAAAACCUGACUACUUUUUUGAAUGAAGGGGAAAACAGUCAGGGGCUUAAAAAUGAUUUUGUCAGGAAUAUUCUUUGGACGUUUGAAGAUAUUCAUAUGCUUGUGGGUUCAAAUAUGCCUAUUUUUGGUGGCGGAAAAUAUCCAGCUGUAAGCUUAAGACUCAGGGAUAGCAACAAACCAAUUAACAUUCUGACAGGGAUUGACUAUUGGCUUGACAAUUUAAUGUGCAAUGUUCCAGAACUUGUCAUGUGCUUUCACGUUAAUGGGAUUGUACAGAGAUAUGAAAUGAUAAAGACAGAAGAUAUCCCUAAUUUAGACAAUUCCAGUUUCUCCACUAAAGUGGUAAAAGAUAUUGCUCAGAAUAUUCUUUCAUUUCUAAAGGCAAACUGUACUAAAGAAGGACAUACGUAUUGGCUCUUUAAAGCAAGUGGAAGUGACAUUGUAAAACUUUACGAUCUGACGACACUUUGUGAAGAAACAACUGAAGACAAAUACCAAAAUCCUUUCACCAUGCCUGUUGCUGUCUUACUGUACAAGGUUGCAAGUAACAUGAUGAAGAAGAAAGUUCAGAACAGGAAACAUUAUGGGAUUAUAAGGACCCUCUUGUUAAAUUGUAUUAAACUGCUGGAUAAAGAAAGGCAUCCUCAGUUUGUGCAAAUUAUUGCUUCAGCCAACUACAUGAUCUCAGAGCUUUUCCAACUAGAUGAACCGCCAAAACGAGAUGAAAAUGGAUCAAGUCUGAAUGAGAAUUCUGAUAGUUAUAGUGAAGAUGAGGAUCUUCCAGAGGACAGUGAUGAAAAUGGUUCUUUCAGCAAUGGCUCCGAACCUUCAAAUGACAGCAAAGCUGUUGCUAUCAUUAAAUCUGUUGGUGAAUUGUCUGUACCUGAGAAGUACAAAUCAAUACACCAGAUAAGGCCCAUCUGUGCGUUUCCAGUUUGUCAUGAUACAGAGGAGCGAUGCAGAGUUGUUCUCAAUUACGUUCUUGAGGGGUUGAAGGCUGUAGAUGGGAGUGUUAAAAAGGAGACUGAUCUUCCAGCUGUUGAUCCCAGUAUUCCAAUACCUUUGAAGUAUGCAGAUGAAUCUGAAUGCACAGGUCACAAAGCUCUUAAGAAACAAAUUGCUUUGUUUUUGGACAAAGUUGGUCCAGCUCAUAAAACACAUGAGCUUCCCAGCCAAUCUGGGAUGAUACCAGAUACAUGGCAAUAUCAAAUGAAAUUGAAUCUAAUCUUUAAAGCUUCAAGAGCUUACUUUGUUCUCUCUGAUGCAGCUACUACUUUGCAAAAGUAUGGUAGAGCUUUAAGAUAUAUUAAACUUGCUCUACAAUCUCUUGAUGCCUAUUGCUGCCUUAUUAACAAUUUGUCACCUGAAGUCCUGUUCUUUCUUAGUCAAUGUUUGACACUAAAUGGUGACAUUCAGUUAAUGUUAGCUCAAAAUGCCAGUAAUAGAGCAGCUUAUCAAGAGGAAUAUAGCUACCAAACUAGAGAGGAUCAAGAAAUUUUGCAUAGCCUCCACCGAGAAUCCAGCUGCCAAGCUUUCAGCUGGGCUACAGAGCUUUAUAUGGACUUGGAAUACCAACUUUCAGUUAGCUGCAGAUGUUACGAGGCAGCAAAUGAACUGCUUCAUUCCUGUGAUCAGAAUGUUCAUGUUAUUGAGCAACUUACGCAAGUGUUGAAGAGAUUGGGCAACAGCAGAAAUGAGGUUGGAGUUUUUUACAUGAAUCAGGCUGCAACUGUGCAAACUGAAGGAACAGCAAACAAAGGAAUAACAAUGAUAGAACAAGAGCUAUGGAAGAAAAGCUUUUCUUAUUUUGAAAAGGGUAUUCAAGACUUUGAGACUAUAGAAGAUGAAACUAAUGCUGCCUUAUUGCUUUGCAACACUGGGAGAUUGAUGAGACUUUGUGCUCAGGCACAUGCUCCAACUGGAAGUGAUUCGAAAAGAGGAGAAUAUUCACCUGAGGAAGCCAUGUAUUAUAACAAGUUGAAUUCAGCUGAAGGCAUGUCUGAGCAAGUUGUACAAUCUUCAUUUCUGAGGAUACUUUCAGUAAUGAAUUCUCAGUCAGGCUACGAUGCAUAUGUGUAA
This is a messenger RNA of Rhincodon typus (whale shark), 3199 nucleotides long. RefSeq names its product erythroid differentiation regulatory factor 1 (gene edrf1). The coding region runs from base 275 to 3199 and encodes 974 amino acids. Lineage: Eukaryota; Metazoa; Chordata; Chondrichthyes; Orectolobiformes; Rhincodontidae. The transcript has 20 exons. The record is from RefSeq and is a predicted model, not a curated record. Gene Ontology annotation, biological process: positive regulation of DNA-templated transcription.